Molecule: messenger RNA, 996 nt
Organism: Dictyostelium purpureum
Lineage: Eukaryota; Evosea; Eumycetozoa; Dictyosteliales; Dictyosteliaceae
Product: WD-40 repeat-containing protein
Exons: 4
Coding region: 1-996 (331 amino acids)
Cellular component (GO): Set1C/COMPASS complex
Molecular function (GO): histone binding
Source: RefSeq, a predicted model, not a curated record
AUGAAUGGUAAUGGUCAAGAGAGAUAUACGGAUACGCCUCAACAACAACAAACACAACAACCAGUAUCAGAUGAACAAAAGAGACCAAAUUAUAUACUAAAAUACACAUUAAAAGGACAUCAAAAAGCAAUUUCAUCCGUUAAAUUUUCACCUGAUGGUAAAUGGUUAGCUAGUGCAUCUGCUGAUAGUACAAUUAAAAUUUGGGGAGCAUAUGAUGGUAUAUUUGAAAAAACAUUAGAAGGUCAUAAAGAAGGUAUUUCAGAUAUUGCAUGGUCACACGAUUCAAAAUUUAUUUGCUCAGCAUCAGAUGAUAAAACUAUUAGAAUUUGGGAUAUUGAAUCUCCAAAACCAAUAGCAAUUUUAAAAGGUCAUACUCAAUAUGUUUUUGGGGUUUCAUUUAACCCUCAAUCAAAUUUAAUUGUAAGUGGUUCAUUCGAUGAAAAUGUUAAAAUUUGGGAUGUCAAAACAGGUGAAUGCACAAAAACUUUGCCAGCACACUCUGAUCCAGUAACAGGUGUUCAUUUUAAUAGAGAUGGUACUUUAAUAGUUUCAGGUAGUUAUGAUGGUACAGUGAGAAUUUGGGAUACAUCAACAGGCCAAUUAUUGAAUACAAUUUCAGCAGAUGAAAGUCCUCAAGUUUCAUUUGUUAAAUUUUCACCAAAUGGUAAAUUUGUUUUAACUGGUACAUUGGAUAAUACAUUAAGACUCUGGGCUUACAAUAGCAAUAAAAAAUGUUUAAAAACUUAUACUGGUCAUAAAAAUGAAAAGUAUUGUAUAUUCUCAUCAUUUUCAGUUACAAGUGGCAAAUGGAUUGUUACAGGUUCAGAAGAUCAUCUUAUUUAUAUUUAUAAUUUACAAACAAAAGAAAUCGUUCAAAAACUAGAAGGGCAUACAGAUGUAGUUUUAACUGUUGCUUGUCAUCCAACAGAAAAUAUUAUCGCAUCAGGUGCAUUAGAUAAAGAUAAAAGUGUAAAGAUUUGGAAAUCAUAUGAUUAA